Messenger RNA from Aspergillus pseudonomiae, 882 nucleotides. Its product is annotated as class I SAM-dependent methyltransferase. Bases 15 to 587 code for a protein of 190 amino acids. NCBI's taxonomy places the organism in Eukaryota, Fungi, Ascomycota, Eurotiomycetes, Eurotiales, Aspergillaceae. The transcript has a single exon. The record is from RefSeq and is a predicted model, not a curated record.
GAACAGGAACCCAAAUGCCCCUUCUACGUUCUCCAGCUAUCAAAGCAAUCUACGGCGCUGAGCCCUGCCACGGUCUUCACGCAGCACUGCGCUCUAGAGCCGACGCCGAAGGCAUAGGUGAGAAGUACCACAUUCUUCCCUGUAGUGUCGCCGCCUCGGAACUCGUCCCCGUUCUCCAGAAACAGGACCUCCUGCCUGCUGGUGCUGCCGCGCUUGACCAGGCGGCCGGUGGUGUCUUCGACACGAUCCUUUGCGUCCGUGUGCUUUGCUCUGUGCCAGAUCUGGAACUGUCUGCUCGGGAACUGUAUGCUUUGCUUAAGCCUGGUGGGAAGAUUCUCGUCGUGGAGCAUGUGGUUAAUCCAUGGCGUACGGCGAAGGGGUCUGUUGUUGCGAGGGCUAUGCAGGCCGUUUAUGGGUUCUUGGGCUGGAGCUGGUAUAUUGGGGAUUGUCGGAUGAAUCGGGAUACGGAGAAGGCGUUGCGGGGCGCGGCGGAAGAGGAUGGAGGAUGGGAGUCUGUGGAGAUUGAGAGGUGGUUUGGGAGGACUUGCAUGCCGUAUAUUGCUGGGGUUUUUGUGAAGAGGGGGUAGGCUGAAUUAUGGUAUAUAUGAUGAUAAAGGUUGUUUGGUAUAGGAAUUAUGUUAUUUCGAUUUGAGAAGACUGUAACACUAUCUUGUUCAAUUAUCUGGAGACAUAGCCCCUUACGUUGUCGUCUUAUGAGGUUAUACAAAGAACCAAAGAUAUUCAAUCGUUUGUUUUGGUGUCUAAGAACACUGUAAACGACUAAUCGGCCCAAUUCAAAAGGUAUAUCAGUGAAACAGUGUCCCCCUUUCGGUUCAUCCACUUCAUCUAUAGAUUCAUUAUUCAACGCCUCCACGAUCAAGC